Zea mays is the source of this 1305-nucleotide messenger RNA. Its product is annotated as glycine-rich cell wall structural protein. The transcript has a single exon. The record is from RefSeq and is a predicted model, not a curated record. NCBI's taxonomy places the organism in Eukaryota, Viridiplantae, Streptophyta, Magnoliopsida, Poales, Poaceae. Bases 183 to 953 code for a protein of 256 amino acids.
CGCGCAACCACCUACGCAUUAACUGAGUAUAGGCGACUAAACGCCACUCUGACUCGCUAUAUAAGCUCACCGAUAGAGAUCGGUCUUCUUCGUCCAGCACUCCCGAGCAGCAGCGUUACUUACUCACUAGUCACUACUGCUUGGCUCUAGCCUCUAGCUAGUCAACUCCUGCUUGGCCCGGCAUGGGGAGGGCGCCGAGCGGUGCGUGGAACAUGGCGCUUCUGGGGCUGGCCGUCGCGGUGGUUCUUGCGGUGGCCGCCGAGGCGCGGUCCUUGGAGAAGCAGAACCUAUGCGGUGGUUGCGGGCUUGGUGGCGGGGGAGGGUAUGGCAGUGGCGGUGGCCUUGGACACGGUGUAGGGUUUGGAGGAGGGAAGGGUGGCGGUUUCGGUGGGGGUGCAGGCGGUGGAGCUGGAGGUGGCUUAGGCGGAGGCGGGGGGCUUGGUGGUGGUGAAGGAGGUGGUUAUGGUGGUGGUGCCGGCAGGGGUGCUGGUGGAGGCGGAGGGCUUGGUGGUGGUGAAGGAGGUGGUUAUGGUGGUGGUGCCGGCGGAGGUGCUGGUGGAGGCGGCGGCCUUGGGGGUGGUUCUGGUGGAGGUCUCGGCGGUGGUGAGGGCGGAGGCGGUGGUCUUGGUGGCGGAGGAGGAGCUGGGGCUGGUGGUGGUUACGGUGGAGGAGCAGGUGCAGGUGGCGGCAAUGGCGGGGGGUAUGGCGGAGGUGCCGGAGGCGGUUACGGUGGAGGAGCUGGUGGAGGUACUGGCGGUGGAUACGGUGGAGGUGCAGGAGCAGGAAGUGGCUCUGGAGGCGGCUAUGGUGGAGGCGCUGGUGGAGGCUACGGUGGUGGUGCUGGCGCUGGUAGUGGCAGUGGCCUUGGCUCUGGCGGCGGUGGAGGUUAUGGUGGUGGUGCCGGAGGCGGAGGCGGAGGUGGAGGUGGAGGUGGCAUCGGCGGCGGUGUGUGAUUCAACCUCUUACAUCCAUGCAUGGCGUGUGCAUGCAAGUGCUCGACGCACUCCUCUUGCAGUUUCAGGCAUGCGUGGAGUCAAGCUAAUAGCAUGUGUGCGAUAUACCGAUCGAUCCUGAUCGUACUCUGUGCGUAACGAUCAUAGUAAACAGAAUAAAGAGUUAAUGUUGCAAUAAAUUGAGUCGGUCAUAAUUGUAUAUGAUGAUAUAUAGUUUAUACUUUAUACGGUAUAUAAACUGCGUCAGUAGCAAGCUAAGCUGAGGAAGAGCUACUUUGUAAGUUUGUAUUGUACUAUUUUAGUUGUAUUUUGUCAAAAUAAAGGAAAUAUUAUGAGCUACAUGGAGUUCGUA